GGUUCCAAUAAAAUUAAAUUUGUAGUGAAAUCUUUUCGUUAGUUGUAUUUGUGGACCAAUUCGUUGAAGCGCAUUGUUAAAAAAAAACAAUUUAUUUCUAACUUAUUGACAUUUUGUGGGUUUUUGUUUGCUGUUGCUUAUAAACAAACAAAUUGCCAUCUAGUGAUCAGAAAGCAAAUUUGAGUCUUCAAUCGAAGAAGGAACGAAAAUAUAUGUUUUUAUUUUGCCGACGCAAAAGUAACUUAUGCCAAGAAAUCCGCCCCGCCGCAAUUUAUGCUAUGAAAUGUUUGGCAGCGUGUAUACGUCGACCCGUUACUCGCUAUCCGCUGUAACUCUGUUUAAGGGUUUAUAUUCAUCUUUUUUUCUAAUGUGUCAACAGCUGACUAAAAUUUGUAGAAUACUCAUUGCGGGAAGUUAAGUGUAUUUAUUUGUUGGUAAGUAAUCAAAAUAUUUUAUUUAAAAUGCAUAAAACGAAGAAAAAAGUAAAGACCGGCAAAAUACCCAAACCGAUCAAAAUUAAGAAAGAAAAAACCGAAGAAGAUCGCUCUCUUCAUCCAAUGUCGCACUACAUAGAUGAUCGACUUGAAUUGGUCAAACAAGUCUUUGGCUCACUUAAACCAAAAACUAUUACAAACUUGGCUCCGGAUUUUCUCAAGAGCAAAGGUAUGGAUGAAAUUGAAGAGCACUGUUUGAACGAAUUGCUGGGUAUAUCUACAAAACGAUUACUGUCCAUAAUAAAUGCCACAAAAUGUCCAACAGACACAGAGUCAUCCGGCGAUUCCGAUGUCGAACACCAAGAAGAACACAUCUCACUUGAGGAGAUCUCUUCAGACAGUGAAAUAGAAGGUGAAUCCUCCAAUACAAAAAAGAAAAAGACCAGCGGAUCUGAUAGUAAAACUGGUGUCAAAAAACCCACAAAAAGUUCAACCGAAAAAGAUGAAAAUAAUGGGCAGAUAAGUGUAUUGGAGCUACUAGAAUUGCAAGCACGUGCGCGUGCCAUUCGCUCCCAAUUGGCACUCGAGCCAGUGACAAAGAUUGAAGUAGACUCGGAUGCUGAGAAUAAUGAGAAAAAAAACAAUCUAAACUCCUCUAGCGGAGCAGUGUCUAAAGAGCAUAAACACAAACGCCGGCGCAAAUCCAGUGAGAAAAGUAAAGAGAUAGAAAAGACGCAAACAUCCUCCACCUCGCAAGGACGCCUGCAAGUUACUGCGAAAGUAAGUAAAGGGAUUUCCAGCUCUGCUGCUGGCACGUCCAGUACUUCCAAUGCGAAAGCAAAGGUUAAAGAAAAUGAGCCCCAAACAACUAGACCAAAUAAGUUGAAGAGAAAUUAUCGCUCUAAGAAUAAUGGAUCAGAUUCUGUCAUUAGUGAAACUCAAAAUAAAUCUAAAACCAAUGAGACGGAUGCCGCCUCAUUGGUGAGCACGACAAAAGAGGUGAAAAAAGAGACGAAGUCCCGUUCGCCAACACCAGAUGUUAUACCAAUAAUACCGGAACCUGAAACGUUGCUAAUCAGUGAUAGCUCCGACGGAGAGCAUGAUCAUAAGGGGAAAAAGAAAACCACGCAAUCUGAAUCUAUGAAUAAGAAAGAAGAUACCGGUAAGAAAGACUGUGCCCCGAAACCUCCUGAAACCGAAAAUUUUUCAAGACAACGUAAGAUAACUGAACCAGAGGAAGGCGAAUUAGUCGACAAUCCAGUUGAAAAUGACGAAGAAAAAGGCGAUAAUGAAAUGAAUAUCGGUGUGUCAUCUACCACUACUGCACCCACUGAUAAUAUAAAGCCAAGCAUGAUCCCGAAAGAAAUUGUUGCUACCGAGGAUGGCACUGUGGAAACUAGUAAGCCAGACAAUAAUAGCACCGUGGAAUUAGAAAAAAUUCCUCAAGAAGAUCCAUUAACAGCUACAACUGAUCCAGCAGCUGCAUCAUCGGCUACCGUAUUGCCAAAAGCAGAGGCCGCAAGCAUGGGACUCAAUCUCGAAGAUGAGGACGAUAGAAAUGAUGAUGUCAUAUCACUUGAAGGUGGUGAUCUUGAGGAGGAAAUGAUUGAACAUCUGGAAGAAGAUACAAACACAAAAUCGUCAUUUGCGACUUCACCCAAAAGGAAAAAAAAUAAUGUCAGCGAGGAGCCAGAUGCAGAUGUCAUAUCGUUGGAUUCUAGUGAGGAAGAAGAACGUGACAAAAAGAGUUCAGAGUCAUGGCAUUCGCGCUAUUUGAAGAGUUCGAAAGUGAGUAAAGUUUUGGCGACCUCUCGUCUAGGCAAACGUGUACGUGAUAAUAUCAAGAAGUCCAAACGCUCCAAAAAAGAUUCGGAACGCGAAAAAGUGUCUGAGGUAAAGGAGAAAUCGAGUACAAGUUUCGCUUCCAAGCACGAGGAUGGCUCUAUUGAGCAAUACAAAGAGUUGCUGGCAAUGCGGCAGCGUAAAAAACAGUAGUAGGUGCCUAGAAUAGAAAAUGUAGAAGUAGAGUAUAUACAGUGGCGAGCACAGCUGAGUGCAUGCUACUUUUUUUGAAAUUUACAAUGUUACUCGAGCUAGAAUUUUUUUAUUUAUUUGGUUUUUAAUUACUGUUCAUUCUGCCAAAACUAUAUAAAUGAAACCAAGGCGAAUCUAUUAAAGGUAGUGUUGGUAAAUCAGCUGAUUUCUUUUUUUUUUCUUUCGCCGUGUCCAUGUGUUGUCAACUCAGAAUGAAACAAGGCGAAUUCAUUAUUUGUUUUCUAGUUUCCCAAUACUUUGCUUUGACAAUCAAACGUACAGAACAUUGUUGUUGGUGCCACAACCUUUAAUGAAUGCGCCUUGAAUGAAACUAUAUAAAUGAAAAUCAAAAUUUAGAAAAAUUUUCAAAUAUCUAUAUAAAUUUUGAACUUUUCAAUCUGGAUCUUACCCAGCAACAGCUCAUAAAAUUUUAGUACAAUAAAAUAAGUGCAAGUUUUAAGCGGCUAAAAAAUCGUUGAAAUUUUUCAUAAUUUUUUUUUUCUUACGCCUUUUUGCACUUUAUGCCAUAUAGAAAUGAAUUUCUUGGAGAAGAAAAUUAUUUAAGCGAUUCUCUAGCCGCCUGGAACUUGCAUGCUAUUAUACCCAAAAUUCAAUAAAAUAAGUCAACAAAUAACACUGCAAACUUGUAAUUUUUCUAAAAAUUCAGAUUUUGAUGGAAAUUUUUUGAAUUUUUCUAAAUAUUGUACAAAGUUUGAAAGCUUGAUUUAUAUAUAUUAGUUUUGGUUUAAGAAUGAACACCAUUAAAAAAUCACAAAGAAAACUCGAAAAACUUUGUAAAUAUUCACCUAUUUAUUUGUGGUGUACGCCUUGGUAUUUUCCACAGUUUUAUGUCGCCUCCGAAACACAGACUUUUUUUACGAUAAGUUUUUUCGUGGCAGAAAUUCACUCGAAGGUCUCUGCCGAGGAGCGACCACUAUUAAAAAAUCGGUUCCUAUGAAUUGGUGUUUAGUGCCCGUGGUUUCGAACCUGUGCACUUCCCAAUGGUAAUCACGCACCAACCCAUUCGCCUACUCGCCACUGUUA
This is a messenger RNA of Anastrepha ludens (Mexican fruit fly), 3512 nucleotides long. Its product is annotated as nucleoprotein TPR. The record is from RefSeq and is a predicted model, not a curated record. Bases 462 to 2429 code for a protein of 655 amino acids. The transcript has 6 exons. NCBI's taxonomy places the organism in Eukaryota, Metazoa, Arthropoda, Insecta, Diptera, Tephritidae.